AUGGCGUUUUCCCCUUUUAUGAAAUCUCUCCUUAUUCUCUCUUCACUUUUCCUCUCAGCACUAUCUUCUUCUUCUUCUUCUUCUUCCUCACAGCUUAUAAAUACUUCUUCAGUAGAAUCAAUAAUCUGCAAAUCAACACCUUAUCCAGAUGCAUGUUUUGAUUCUCUCAAGCUUUCUCUCUCUAUCAACAUCUCUCCAACCAUCAUCACUCUCAUCCUCCAAUCUCUCAGGACCGCCAUCUCCGAAGGCCUCAAGCUCACCUAUCUCUUUUCCGGCGCCGCCGCCGGACCUAAUCUCGUCGAGAAACAGAGGGGCACCGUUCAGGAUUGUGUCGAACUCCACCAAAUCACACUCAAUGCCCUACAAAAUUCCGUCGCCCGAAUCAGCACUUCCGAUCCCCAAAAAUUGGCCGAUGCUAGGGCUUUUCUCAGCGCCGCCCUCACCAACAAAAUCACCUGCUUGGAGGGGCUGAGCUCCGCCUCCGGUCCGAUUAAAUCGUCCCUGGUCAACUCACUGGCCAUUACUUACACGCACGUGACCAAUUCGCUGUCGAUUCUGUCCAAGCCCGGCGGCUCGCCCAGAGGCAGCGGCGGAGGAAACAACAGGAGGCGGCUGCUAGGUUAUCCGCGGUGGCUGUCGAGGAAGGCGCGGCGGGUGCUGCAGAGCUCCGGCGACGAGUACGAUCCGAGCGAGGUGCUGACGGUGGCUGCCGACGGCACCGGUAACUUCACGACUGUUUCCGAUGCGAUCAAUUUCGCGCCGAACAACAGCUUCGACAGAGUGAUUAUAUACGUGAGAGAAGGGGUUUAUCUGGAAAAUGUGGAGAUUCCGAUCUGGAAGACGAACAUUGUGCUGCUCGGAGAUGGAAGUGACGUCACUGUGAUUACCGGCAGCAGAAGCGUCGCCGAUGGCUGGACUACUUUCCGAUCCGCCACCGUUGCCGUCUCGGGCGAGGGAUUCCUAGCACGUGACCUGAAAUUCGAGAACACGGCGGGGCCGGAGAAGCACCAAGCCGUAGCCCUCCGCAUCAACGCCGACUUCGCCGCCGUGUACAGGUGCGCCGUCACCGGCUACCAGGACACACUCUACGUCCACUCCUUCCGCCAGUUCUACAGAGAGUGCGACAUCUAUGGCACCAUCGACUACAUCUUCGGCAAUGCCGCCGCAGUCUUCCAGGGCUGCAACAUCAUCUCCAGAAUGCCCCUACACGGCCAGUCCACUGUCGUCACCGCCCAAUCGCGCAACUCCCCCGACGAGGACACCGGAAUCUCGAUGCAGAACUGCACGAUUCUCGCCACGGAAGAGCUCUACUCCAACUCGUCUACGGUUCGGAGCUACUUGGGGAGGCCGUGGAGGAAUUACUCCAGGACUGUGUAUCUGGAGUCAUACAUCGACGAUUUUAUCUCGCCGGAGGGGUGGAGCAAUUGGGUCGGGGAUCAGGGUCUGGACACGCUCUACUACGGUGAGUACGAGAACUACGGGCCGGGUUCGGGUACUGAGAAACGGGUCAGUUGGCCCGGUUAUCAUGUGAUGGACUAUUACGAUGCGUCGAAUUUCACGGUUUCGCAGUUUAUUACCGGGCAGGAAUGGCUCGAUUCUACUUCGUUUCCUUACGAUGAUGGCGUCUGAAGUUUUCGGAGAUUCCCAUGAUGUUGGAUGAUAGAUUUGUAGAUAAAAAUCCUAUUAUUAUUAUUAUUAAGGGCUGAGAAUUUUACAACACUUCUAAGGAGCCGGCCUAUAUAUAUAUAUAUAUAUAUAUAUAUAUAUAUAUAUAUAUGUGUGUGUGUGUGUGUGUGUGUGUGUGUAUUCUGCAACUCUUUCAAUUGUAUUUUGAUGCUUGUUUUGCAUGCAACAAAGACAGUCAUUAAUAGAGUAAGGCAUAACCUGAAAAUUCCACAA
Erythranthe guttata (spotted monkey flower) is the source of this 1899-nucleotide messenger RNA. RefSeq names its product Plant invertase/pectin methylesterase inhibitor superfamily. Gene Ontology annotation, molecular function: enzyme inhibitor activity; pectinesterase activity. Gene Ontology annotation, biological process: cell wall modification. NCBI's taxonomy places the organism in Eukaryota, Viridiplantae, Streptophyta, Magnoliopsida, Lamiales, Phrymaceae. The record is from RefSeq and is a predicted model, not a curated record.